AUGGACUCCCAACUACAAAAGCAGCCGAUCGUUUUUGACAACGACGGCGGCGAAACAGAGGAGCAUCGCCAAUUACGUCGAGUAGCUUUCUUCUCAAUUGUUAUUUCUACAGCAGCAGUUAUAGCUUCAAUAGUUACAUUGCCAAUGCUUUAUAGCUAUGUUGCUUCCUUCCAAAGUCAUUUGGUCCAGGAGACUGACUUCUGUAAAAUACGUUCACGCGAUAUGUGGACAGAAAUGGCAGUGUUGAAUCAACCAGCACCGCCAACUGGAAGCCGUGGAAAGCGUCAAGCUGGAGGAUAUGGAGUUGUGAAUCCAGAACCAGCUACAUGCUGUCCUUGUCAGCAAGGCCCACCUGGACCGUCCGGCCCACCUGGAGAUAACGGAGAGCCUGGAUCUGAUGGAAAGGAUGGCCAAGAUGCUCAAGAUGGCCGUGAUGGUCAAGUACUUAGAAGUGCAAUACCUCGUGAACCCUGUAUCAUCUGUCCAGCAGGACCUCCCGGAUCACAAGGAGCGCCAGGCCAGAAAGGACCACGCGGACCCAAAGGUCAACCUGGAGAGCAAGGAAAGAAUGGAGAUAAAGGAACACCCGGUUUCCAAGGACCGCUUGGAUUGCAAGGACCUGUUGGCCCACCUGGACCGCCGGGACCAGUUGGUACGCCUGGCCGAGUGAUUCAAGUCAAUGGCCCAGCCGGACAACAAGGACCAGCGGGACCACCUGGACCUCCAGGAAAGAAAGGAUCUCCUGGAAAGGAUGGCACUAAUGAAGCUGGAGGCCCUGGACCAAAGGGAGAUGACGGUCCUCCAGGACCACCAGGAGCACCAGGACCGCAAGGACCUCCUGGACCUGGUGGACCUCCAGGAGAGCCUGGAACUUGUGACCAUUGUCCACAACCACGUACACCCCCAGGCUAUUGAGAAAAACAUUAGAGGAGAAAAUUGGCUGCUAAUUGGGAUAUGUGACAAAACAACAAAAGUGCCAACAACACCUAGGCACGGCUGCGAUAAAUUAAACACAAGCAUCAUAACAUCGAUGCGAACCAUGAAAGGACCAGGACCACAACACACGCUUUGUCCAAACAUCGGACAUAUUUAAAACAAACAACACGACUGACAAAAAGGGGCUGUGACAGAGGGCAAGGAAAAUAGAGAUGGAAUUAAAUAUGUAGAAAAAUAUUUUGGAAAAAAAUUUUAAUAAAAUAGUUAAAACAUUUUUUAUAUUAACGAUGAGGGCGAAAAAUAAAAGCGACUG
Meloidogyne enterolobii is the source of this 1249-nucleotide messenger RNA. Lineage: Eukaryota; Metazoa; Nematoda; Chromadorea; Rhabditida; Meloidogynidae. The record is from the annotation of a GenBank genome assembly.